UUUAUAUAAACUUAUCAUGCAUUGACUGAUGUUAAUCUUUGUUUAACACCGAUGACGACUAGAAGAUCUAAGAAAUCAUUAUCUGUAGAAGAAUGUCAACUGAGAAAAGAUCUGAAAAGGGAAUUUCUCUAUUUCUGUCAGACAACUACUAUUCGUGGUGUUACAAGAGUUGUGAAUGCUCGAAAUCAGACCUUACAAUCAUUAUGGAUCGGAUCAGUGAUUCUCUUUUUUGGUGGUUUAUUUGUUUGCAUGUUCAUAUUAACUCGUCAGUAUUUGGAGUAUAAUGUGAUUCAUCCACCACAAGUGCUACGUGAUACACCAUCACCGUUUCCAUCAUUAACAUUAUGUAACCUAAGACCAUUAUCUUCUGAAGCUAGAAGUCUACUAAAGAAAUAUAACCUGAAGUCACCUAGACAAUUCGCCAUUGACGUGAACAACUUUGCUGCCAAAGCCUAUUAUUAUAGUAAUGAUAUACAUUCGUAUCAACAGGUUACUAGUGCAAUAUCGAUGGGAGGAUAUUUGGAGAGCCUACCUCAGAGUGUUGUUUCGAAACUUGGACACAAUCUGAGUCAUACAGUUAUUCAUUGUAUGGUAAUUCAUGCAGAGGGUAGCAAACGUGUUAUGAAUGAAUGUGGUCAAGUGGGUAGAUGGCGUCGUUUUAUCCAUGCACAAUACUUAAACUGUUAUACAUAUGAUAUACAUGAAGUUUAUCGUAAUCAUGUGAGAACAAUUGAAUUAUUUGUUUACUUGGAUGAAUCAAUGAAUGUUACAUCAUGUGCAGAUUGUUUUAGUUCAGAAAUAAAAUCUCAAUUAAGUGGAGCUGUGGUUACAGUACACAAUGCAGAGACUUAUCCAGAUAUUAAUCAAGAAGGUAUUAAUAUUCAACCUGGUAGUUUAACAGAAAUUAAAGUUAGAACUAUUAAACAUACACAAAAAACACCACCAUAUGGACGUUGUUCUCCAGAUACACCAACAAAAAUUAAUCUAUAUGGUUCACAAGUUUAUGCUUACUCAGAGCAUGCAUGUCGAAUGAGUACAAUUCAAAGCAAAAUCAAUUCACUUUGUGGAUGCAAUGCAAUUGAAUUUCCAUAUUUAAAUGAAAGUUUACCAUUUUGUCUUGAAAUGAGCUCAUUUGUCAAAGAAGGUAACUGUGAUAUUCAACAUUCAAUCGUACAAAACAAUAGAAUCUAUACUUCAUCAUUGAAUCAGUCAUUAUUCAAAAAUAUUACAUCAUUAACAAAUAACAGUCAAGAUGCAUCAAUUAUUAAAUUACAUUUAAAUGUCCAAUGUUUAUCUGAACUUGAAGCUGUAAAAAAUCGUGUCCUCUGUAAAUCAGAGGUUACUAAACAAUAUCAAGGUGACGUGGUUCUAUCAUGCACAUUACCAUGUGCUUUCUUUGCAUAUGAAACGGACAGAUCAACAUCAACUUGGCCUACAAAAUCAUGGCAAUUAAGUUGGCUAUCAACACGAGCUGGUAAGAAGGUAGUCAAUAGACCAGAUUUAGCUGGUUAUCGAAUAGCUAAACAACGUUUAGAAGCUUCUGAUGGCGAAGAAGAAGCACAAGAAUUUCUAACAAGAAGCAAUGUUUUAGAAAGGAAUUUAUUGGCCAUUAUGCUUAUCCGACCAAACUUCAAUGUCCAUAAAGUGGAUGAAAAGGAAGUCCUUUCGCUGACAAGUUUGCUAUCUCAAUCUGGUGGUUUGUUUUCCAUCUGGAUCGGUUUGAACAUGAUGUCUGUCAUAGAAGUGGUUGAACUAAUCAUCCAUCUUUUCACAAAAUGUAGAGUCUUUUCAAGGCAGAAACGACUUCGACGAAGUCAAAGACAGCAAAUCACAUAUGGCGAAUCAAUACUACAGACUAGCACCACGCACAAUGAAUUACAAGCAACAGAUCAAAUCAAUCUAGACAUCAGUAAAUGCAUCGAAUCAUAUAAGAAGGACGAUAAGAAUAUAAACAAUGGCCCAACGUUAACAUCUCCAAGAAGACGAUCCCCAAGUGCCCCUGAUCAAAUGCUACCUACAAAUAUAGUAUAACAUUCACCUGAUAUUCGAUCCAUAUAUCCCCUCAACAUGCACUAUAUUACAAGUACACUUGCAUUGGUUAACUACACCCGUGUUAUAUUUUUUAUCUUAAAUAAAAC
Messenger RNA from Heterobilharzia americana, 2138 nucleotides. Lineage: Eukaryota; Metazoa; Platyhelminthes; Trematoda; Strigeidida; Schistosomatidae. The record is from the annotation of a GenBank genome assembly.